CGCGAGGCUCGCUACCUGACGCCCGCUCGCCUCUCCCGGGUCUUGCCGGCCGCGAAGACGAAGAUUUGCCAAAGUUGGGACCCCCGAGCUCCCGCCAGGCUCCCGCCGCCUCCGGCUCGCCCAGGGGGGCGGGGGGCGCCCCGGGAGGAGACCCCCCGGGGGGGUGGAAAAGGACGAGCCAGGAGGGGAACCUCCAACCUCGCCGGGCGGCCACGCCCCCCGCCCUGCCCCCGCCAGCCCACCGGCCGCCCCACUCAUUCCCCGGGCCCGGCGUCCACCAUGCACUUGCUGGGCUUCUGGUCCCUGGCGUGUUCGCUGCUCGCCGCUGCGCUGCUGCCCGGUCCGCGCCAGGCGCCCGCCGCCGCCGCCGCCUGGGAGUCGGGACUAGGCUACUCCGACGCGGAGCCCGACGCCGGCGAGGUCAAGGCUUAUGCCAGCAAAGAUUUGGAGGGACAACUGCGAUCCGUGUCAAGUGUCGAUGAACUCAUGACUGUCCUCUACCCAGAAUACUGGAAAAUGUACAAGUGCCAGUUAAGGAAAGGGAGCUGGCAACACAACAAAGAUCAGCCCAAUCCCAACACAAGGACAGAAGACACUGUAAAAUUUGCUGCAGCACAUUAUAAUGCAGAGAUCUUGAAAAGUAUUGAUAAUGAGUGGAGAAAGACUCAAUGCAUGCCCCGGGAGGUGUGUAUAGAUGUGGGGAAGGAGUUUGGAGCAGCCACAAACACCUUCUUUAAACCUCCAUGUGUGUCCGUCUACAGAUGUGGGGGCUGCUGCAACAGCGAGGGGCUUCAGUGCAUGAACACCAGCACAGGCUACCUCAGCAAGACGUUGUUUGAAAUUACAGUGCCCCUCUCUCAAGGCCCCAAACCAGUAACAGUCAGUUUUGCCAAUCAUACUUCCUGCCGAUGCAUGUCUAAACUGGAUGUUUACAGACAAGUUCAUUCAAUUAUUAGACGCUCCCUGCCAGCAACAUUACCACAGUGUCAGGCAGCCAACAAGACCUGCCCCAUGAAUUACAUUUGGAAUAAUCACCUUUGCAGAUGCCUAGCUCAGCAAGAUUUCAUGUUUUCUUCAAACACUGAAGAUGAAACGACAAAUGGAUUCCAUGAUAUCUGUGGCCCCAACAAAGAGCUGGAUGAGGAGACAUGCCAGUGUGUCUGCCAAGGGGGACUCAGGGCUUCCAGCUGUGGACCUCACAAAGAACUAGACAGAGACUCAUGCCAGUGCGUCUGUAAAAACAAACUCUUCCCCAACUCGUGUGGGGCCCACAGAGAAUUCGAUGAAAAUACGUGCCAGUGUGUAUGUAAAAGAACCUGCCCAAGAAACCAGCCCCUAAAUCCUGGAAAGUGUACUUGUGAAUGCACAGAAAAUCCCCAGAAAUGCUUCUUAAAGGGAAAGAAGUUCCAACAUCAAACAUGCAGUUGUUACCGGCGACCAUGUACAAAUCGAAUGAGGCACUGUGAGCCCGGACUUUCAUUUAGUGAAGAAGUUUGUCGCUGUGUCCCCUCAUAUUGGAAAAGACCACAUAUGAACUAAGAUUGUACUCUAUUCCGUUCAUCAUUUUUCUAUCAUGAAAAACUGUUUCCAUGGAGAACUGUCUAUGCACAGAGAGACCCUGUGGGGCCAUGAUCACAAAGACUAAAGUCUGUUUCCAAUCCGUGUGGAUAACUUUACAGAAAUGGACUGGAGCUCAUCUGCAAAAGGCCUCCUUCAAAGACUGGUUUUCUGCUGAUGACCAAACAUGUAAGGUGUUUCUCUUUUGAUUUAAAAAGAAAAGAAAAGAAAAAUUAAUGACUAUAUAAUUUAUUUCCACUAAAAAUAUUGUUCCUGCAUUCAUUUUUAUAGCAAUAACAAUUGGUAAAGCUCACUGUGAUCAAUAUUUUUAUAAUACGCAAAAUAUGUUCAAAAUAA
Molecule: messenger RNA, 1914 nt
Organism: Perognathus longimembris pacificus (Pacific pocket mouse)
Lineage: Eukaryota; Metazoa; Chordata; Mammalia; Rodentia; Heteromyidae
Gene: Vegfc
Product: vascular endothelial growth factor C
Exons: 7
Coding region: 280-1539 (419 amino acids)
Biological process (GO): response to hypoxia; positive regulation of mast cell chemotaxis; positive regulation of endothelial cell proliferation
Cellular component (GO): membrane
Molecular function (GO): vascular endothelial growth factor receptor 3 binding; chemoattractant activity; growth factor activity
Source: RefSeq, a predicted model, not a curated record